This is a messenger RNA of Schistosoma mattheei, 4996 nucleotides long. Lineage: Eukaryota; Metazoa; Platyhelminthes; Trematoda; Strigeidida; Schistosomatidae. The record is from the annotation of a GenBank genome assembly.
UCAAGGUAUUCCUGUAUGGCGGUCUCUGUUGGCUACUGUCCAAAACGUAAGAUGCUUGAUGCUGAUUCUUUGUUUGAGAGGCUGCUCCGUGAGGCUGCCAAUUUAGUCCCAAAGAUGAGUACUCCAAAACUAACUUACGCUCUAAAGGUGACGUCCUCACUUCAACAAAAAAUAACAGAUACAGUUGCAUCAAGGCUACCACAAGAAAAGUCCACGGAACAGCCUGGAGAUUCCAAUCGACAACAGAUUCAUUUGGAUUCGAUGUUAUCUCAAGGAGGAUUUCAGGAAGCCACACUUAUUACCUCUGACUCUGACCAGAUUCGUCGUGCUGCUCUAAAUCAAUUGGAUGGGAAUUAUGGAGGAUUCACUAUUUUUCCUCAACUUAAUCAUAUAGCGAAUAAUGCCAAGGAUGUAAAUGACAGUGCGACACCAUCUGAAAUAUCAUCUAUUACUUACCCAGCCGGUACUUUAUUUUCACCUAUGAAUACAAUGACCGCUGUAAUGUCAACUGGAACUGGAAUGGGUGGCUGUAGUGCGUUAUUGGUUCCUCUUGUAGCUGGUAGUCAUGGGACAACUUUAUUACCAUCUAAUAUGACUCCUGUUUCAUCUCAUCUCUCUGUUGUUGCUGAUCAUUCUGUUUUGAUGAAUACAAAUACUACACCUUUAACAAGCAGUUCAAUUAACUUUGUCCCUUCCAGUGGUUCUAAUUCCGUCACAAACUCUACCAUAGUUCAUAACACUCCCGGUUCAAAAUCAAAUAUCAAAAUUCCAACAUCCAAUUCCGAAUUGAAUGGGCGAUUAAGGAAUUCUAAAGAUUCAGUUGAAAUGAAACCAGAACCACUUGAUUGUUUUGGACGAGUUACCACAGGUGCAGCAGAAGAUCUUUUAACUUCUGGAUCUCAAAAUGAAAUAAAUGCUGUAGGUUUUCCGCAAUUAACUUCAAUUGCACCUUUCGCAAUACCUUCCACUUCCAUGGCAAUGAGUACUUCAGUGUCUACUUCACCAGUUCAAGUUACACGAGUUAGUGGAGGAAUCAUAACAUCUAAUUCAACUGAUGGUAACAAUCCAGUACCUACUGAAACUAUUAUAAGUUCAAAUUCUAAGGCAUCUACGGGUUCUGGACCCUAUCGUUGUCGGGAGUGUGAUAAAGAAUUUCGAAUAUUACGUUAUUUAGAGAAGCAUAGACGUAUUCAUACGGGCGAAAAACCGUAUCAGUGUUGCUACUGUGGUCGUCAAUUCAACGACUGGCCAAAUAUGAAUAGGCAUAAACGGAUUCACACGGGGGAAAGGCCUUACCGAUGCACGGUAUGCACCAAGACGUUUUCACAACCAGCUGUUUACAAUGAACAUGUGAAGCGACAUACUGGUGAACGUCCUUAUAUUUGUACAGUUUGCGCCAAAGGAUUCCCUCGGGCAGCUCGUCUGGCCGUUCAUAUGCGCGUUCAUACAGGUGAACGUCCUUAUCCAUGUACGUCUUGUGAUAGGAGAUUUAGUCAACCACAUCAUCUUGCUGCCCACCUUCGUGUUCAUAGUGGUGAUCGGCCAUACUCUUGUCCAAAAUGUGAUGUCAGUUUUGCAUGUAUUUCGAAUCUGAGACGCCAUCGGAAGCAAGUUCAUCCAACGAGUCCUGUUCCAAAUGAUAAUGCAGACGGCAGUGAUGUAAAGAGUGGAAAUGAAGAGAAAAAGCCAUCACUCCAAAUUAUUACGUCUACUGUUUCAGAUAAUAAUAAUAAUAAUAACUCUUCUUCCGUUAUGACUAUGGAAACACCAUCCUAUAUCGCUUCGUCAUCGAAUUUAACUUCUGAUGCUCCUGUUGCGAUCGCUGCCGCAAUGUCAGGGACUGUGUUAACAGCAACUGGUGCUCUAGUUCCUGCUAAUUUCUUGCCUGCAUCGUCAGUACCUGGACUAAUUCUUACAUCAGGUGCUCCUGGUGCUUUAAUAGCUGCGCCAGCUCAUUUAACUGAACCACAUUCUCAUCUUCAUCCUACCAUUAUUGCACAUAAUUCGGGUGAGGGAAAUACAUCUCUAUUAACAACAUCUAUUUCUGGUGGUCUCUGUUCCGUUACUCAACCUUCGGCAUCUCUUGCAAAUUCAUCAACUGCCUUAAGUGUUCAAUCAGAAGCACUUUUAAAAGCUAGUUCUUCUCCUACAAUGUCUUUUAUGUUUCCAACUGUCCUCACUUCAACUCCUCAUCAUGGUGAUGCACUCAGACAAACUUCAGUUGCUUUUCUUACACCAACAGGUGAAUUAGAUCGAUCAUGUACUGCUACUUUAGCUACUGCUGGACCUGAUGGUGGAUUUAUAUUGAAUUCUGUUGGUGGAGAUACUGUCUAUUUAGAACCGUUGGAUCCUCGACUCACUCUAGAACCCGGGCAACAGUUUACUCUAACUUCUAUUCCCACUUCUCAUCCACAGGGAACAAUUAUUAAUCCACAUCACUCAGCUGCACAUUUAGUGGGUCAUCAGGUUCAUUUACAGUCGGGACAGGCAACACAUAUUGCUUUUGCAACUAAUAUACCAACUCAUGGCCAUCAGGCUUCACAACUGUUAACUUCUGGUUCAACUAUAUUUCCCAAUACAGCACCCAAUCAGGCAGCAAUUCACGGUGGUCAUUCUUCUGCAACAGUUAUUUUUCCUCCUCCUGUUUCUGUCCCUCACUCCAGUUUAUCUAGUCAACAACAAUCGGUACUUCAAUCGUCUACGGAGGUUACAGCUCCUUCUCAGUUGUUACAUUAUCAUAGGCCAAUUAACACUACAGGUGUUUUACCAGGUCGUCCUUCAUCUACACCUACUCAACAGCAAACAGCAAUGCUUGUACCUAUAGUACAUACACCACCGGUUAAUGUAACAUCCAGUCUACCAAACUCAACAUCUAAUACAAAUGAGUCAGUUAACUCAACUCCUCUAACAACAACAUGGCCUGUUAGUGGUACGUUUUUAACAUUCGCUUCCUCACAUCUCUGUCCUGUUGCUUCGUCCACUGUUAUGGAAGAUCAUACAGAUUCAUGUGCUCUUACCAAUUCUCGUCCUUCUUCUGUUCUGUCAAACUCCUCUUCUCUGGGUGCUAUCACUGCUGUCUCAGUACCAGAAACAAGUUUAUAGUUGUUAUUUUUUUGUUUCUCAUUCCGUUUAAUGACAUUAUUUACGUGUUCUUAAUCCAGUUCUUUGUGUUAUGUAUGUUUAUUCACAUUAAAAUUAAUUGUGUUAUCCGACUUUAAUACUUUUAUACCAUUCUUAUUAAGUAAAUAACAGCAGUAGAGGUACUUUCUAUUGAACAGCAUGUCUACUGGUGACGUCCCUUCUUGUACUUACUACCAUUUAUUAUUUCAUACUCGUCUUUUUUUUCAACGAUAACUUGAUAUUUGAUUUCGGUAUUUUCAUCAUCAUGGUAUGUGUGAGUGUACAAAUUAGUUUUGUUACGUCGUGUAUGUGUGUGUUCAAUGUUUAGUCAUUGUUAUUUGCUUUUAUAUUUUCCUAAUUAGCUAGUCUGAUGUAAUAUCAAAUUCUUCUUCUUACUAUAUCUAUUUGAAUAAAAGAGCAAACAUUUUAUAGUUACUAGCUGUGUUGACUUUAUUUUACACCUUCUACUUUGUUGUCAUGACCUUUUUUUUUCGUAAAUAGGAAACAAAACAAAACUCAAUGAAACAUUUACUAAUGUGACCGUCAAAUUCAUCUUUAUUACACCAACACUACAUGCGUUCUUAUCACUCAAUGUUUAUUAUUGUCGUUCUGAUUAGUAUGAUUUUAAUUACUAAUUGUUUCUUUUCUGGUUGUUGUUGUUGAUGAUGAUGAUGGUGUGUGCGUAUAUGCUCACAUAAGCGUUUCUCUGUUUACAUGUUUAUGUAUACAUCAUAUAAACUAAAUUCAACCUUGAUGAAUGUAGAUAAAAGGAAACAUUUUGCUUUUUCCCCCUACAUUAUUUCAUCGUUAAUCCAUAUUGUGUAUUGUAUAAAAAUAAACUAAUAUACUUUUUUUUUCUCAUUUUAUUUCAUUAAUUUAAAAGAAAAUUUCGUUUGUUUGUUUGUUUUUUUUCUUUAUUUUUCAUGUGUUUAUUUUGGUUUGGUUUGGUUUAGUUUUUCUUUCACAAUUUUCUUAUUUCGCCGUACAAUUGACAUUUCAAUAAGUGUUAUUUUCUUUUCCCAUUUCUUUCUUUUCUACAUUUCUUUUACACUUUAUCACUUUUUUUUCUCUCUCGCUUUCUCUCUCUAUAUCGAAUAACUUUUGUAAUCUGCACUAACCAUAAAUAUAUACAAAUUUGCACAUACAUGUGUGUACACACAGUGGCUUUGUUGUUAUACGCUCUGAACACACAUGUUUAUGUACAGAUUGGUUUUUUUCUCUCUGGUUUUGUUAAUUUAUUUUUCAUUUAAAUAAUUUAAUUCAUUCUAUUAAUAUGAAGAAAUACAACUUUGACCUCUGCUCCUAAAAUAUUAUUAUUACUGAUAUUAUAAUUAUUAUCAUAACAUUACUAUUAUCAUCAUCAUCAUCAUUGUUAGUAACAACCAACUCGACCAUCUUCAUUGAGUACAUUUAUACAAUAACAGUAAUAAUGAUAACAACAUUAAUCUAAACAAAUGAAGAAUCUAACGAAUGUUAUUUUAUAUAUCUUUUUUUUUCUAGUGUUGAUAUAUGUCUGUCCUUUGAGUGUAUAUGUGUAGGUUUACCUACCUACUAAUACUACCAGUAAUUACUCUGUGUAUUAAUUAAUUAAUUAUUUGUAUUUAAUUUCCUUAAUAUAUCGUAAUGAGAAAUGUGAAUUAUGUUGAAACAUAUAAUGAUGUUCCGUGUACUGACAAUCAUCAUGACUUGAAAUCAAAGUAAAAGUAGUAUUUAAAAAAACCUACUUUAGCUGAUCUAGUGCAAUACAUGUCCAAGGUUAUAGUCAACUGUCAUCUGAAUUGAUAAUUUCAAAUAGUGUUCGUCAUGGUUGUCAGCCUUCUCUAGUUUUAUUUAACUUUUUCAUGGACAUGCUUUUAAAUAUAACACUCACCGUUUG